Anopheles cruzii is the source of this 4638-nucleotide messenger RNA. It is a transcript of the gene Unc-76, whose product is annotated as fasciculation and elongation protein zeta-2. The record is from RefSeq and is a predicted model, not a curated record. Lineage: Eukaryota; Metazoa; Arthropoda; Insecta; Diptera; Culicidae. Gene Ontology annotation, cellular component: cytoplasm; axon. Bases 504 to 1799 code for a protein of 431 amino acids. The transcript is spliced from 5 exons.
CUUUUUUGGUGCAAAAUUGCUGAUACGCAAGAGAGGCAGAACCAUAAUCACACGGCGGUGUUUCUUCGAUAUCGACCGGCCCGACCGCGACGUUGUGUGUCCGUUUGUAUGGUGCUACGCUACUACCCGUGAAAACAGUUCCAUCGACGGUCCGGUUCCGUGUGUGGUACGCACGCACGCACUGUUUUCUUUCGUUUCCAAGUGUGGGUUGGAAAAUUGCGGAGCUUUUCUUUGCUUACCGCGUGUGCCCCGUGUGAGUAGUGUAAACGGCAAGUGCCGUUUGCGGGGGUGAAGAGAAAGUUUUUGGCAGCGAGUGUCGCAAAAAACGUACCCGAGGAAACCAACCAUAGAGUGUUCUGUGUUGUGGUGUGCCCGACGAGAUUGUCCUCGCUUUCUGCGAAACCUGCGGAAGAAUUUCUAGUGCCCACCAGGCCCCCAGGAACCGUGCUCCCUGUCCACCAGCAAAAGGCCGUGUGAUUCGUGUUUGCGCAACGGAAAAAGUGAUGCGGGACCUGGCUAAUAAGAUGGCUGAACUCAAAUUCGAGGCACCGUUGGCACAGUUCGAGGAGAGCGACGAAUGGGGCCCGGUCGAGUACCAGUCGUCGAACGGGAGCGCCAAGGUAGCGGCCAUCAGUGACAGUCUGAAUCUGAACAAUUUGAAGGAAUCGCUCCGCUCGGUCGAUGGCCACCAGCAGCACCAGCAGCAACAUCAGCAGCAGCAGCAGAAGGAUGACGAUCUGAACGAGCUAAACGACAAUCUGCUGCUCGGAGAUGACACACUCGGUGGCAUCGGCGGGGUCACUACGACCAACGGAACUCCGAACAACAAUAACAACAUCAAGCUCGGCUCCAUCAAGGAUAAUAUCGACUUUGCCGAAGCAUUCACGGGCAGCCUGGAGGAUUUGGUCAACACGUUCGACGAGAAGAUUACCAAAUGCUUCGGAAAUUACGAGCAAUCCGUCGAGGAACUGGCCCCAGUGCAGGUCCGCUCGCAGGACGAAAUCAUGAACGAGUGCCAGAUGUGGUGGACGAUUACGGGCAACUUUGGUAACAUUCUGCCCAUCGACUGGUCGAAAACGUAUGCCCGCCAAAUGCACGUGCCGGCGCUAAAUCUUGGCAUGCGCAAACCGGGCACCCCAGACGAUGAGCUGCUGCUGCAGGACCUCAGCUCCGAGGACGAAGCGGUCGCCAACGAUCUCGACAUGCACGCGCUCAUACUGAGCGGUCUGCACGCGGACAACGAGCCAAUCAAAACGGCCGACGAGGUGAUCAAGGAAAUUGACGACAUUAUGGACGAAACUGGGUCCGAAGAUGGGCACCUCGAGAAUGAGGUCAUCGAGAAGGCCAAGGAAGUGCUGGGCUCACCGUUGUACGAAGAAAAACUGCGCUCGCUGUCGAUCACACAACUGAACGAGCUCUACAUGGAAAUGGAGGUGCUGAUUCGCGAGUUUUCGGAAACCCUCAUCUCCGAGCUGGCGCUACGUGACGAGCUCGAGUACGAGAAGGAGCUGAAAAAUACGUUCAUCUCGCUGCUGCUCGCGGUACAGAACCGGCGCCGUCAGUACCACGUGGAGAAAAAGAAGGGCAAAACAGUCGGCAAGGGUUCGGCCAGCGUUCCGAACAGUAACGGCAUUGAUCCGAAGUAUCUCACUACAGUCAUUCCCUAUCAGCUGAACAGCACACCCGACAACCAGACACUGCAGGUGCUGAUAAAAAUACUGAAAGCCAUCAAUGAAGACAGUCCUACCGUCCCGACGCUCUUGACGGACUACAUCCUGAAGGUAUUGUGCCCGACGUAAGCUGUUCGAGUGGCCCGCUUUCGUUCUCUCACUCGAUGGGCUCAUGUGUGUGCGUGGUGCUUUCCCCGUGCUAUCAGGACAUCCGGUUCUGCACCAUACAUGAGCGUGUAUAGACGCGAAAGGGUAAACUCAACUGUCGUCGACAACAAGUGGCGGCGUGCAACGGGUCUAGUAGAAAUCUAGCGGAAUGUAAGCGAGUGCAAACGAGUGUUACAUGACGCAAUGUAGACAGAGAGGAUAACAUAAUUUGCCACUAACGGGGUGUUAAAACUGCAAUGCUAUUAGACCGUAAUUCGUAAGUGUUCAUUUACUACUCGCCUUCCCGUAUUUGUACACCUUCAAUUUAUUAUUUAUUUACUCCCUUUCUUUCGUCUAAAAAGUAACCCCCCAAACACGACGAAUUGUUGCGAUCGACGGUAUGCAUGUGACGCACAUUGGCCGUUACAAUGAACUGCCUGCAGUAAUUGCGAAAUAAUAGUAAUAAUUGUUUCACUAUCGAUAAAUCUGUUGUUGCAACCAAAAUCUUCUCAAUUGCUCGGUGAUCCGCCCCAUUGGAUUGUGUUACUUUCUCACGUGUGCUUCUCACGGAACUCACGGAACAAAUCCAAAGAUAUGUAAGGUAAAUGUCACACCAAUGGUUAUGCUUUUCUAAUGCAUUCACUACCCCCGGGUAUGGCACCGAUCCGGGUGAAAGCACCGGUUUUUCUCCCGCCCACCCCAGAAUGCGGCUUUCUGCGAUCAGAUUGACAUUCCAUCUUUUUCCGUUCGAAUAGUUUUUCUUCCUCAAAAAGCUCAACUCAAAAACCUGGAAGAAACCCUUCUGCACCGUCGGGGAAGUGAUAUUGGCGAGAUGCACUAUGUAUUGUGUUUUAUGUAGCAGAAUGUGCAAUGUGGUAGUGUUAGAACCCGCCCUGGAGAACCAUUGUGAAUGAUUUUCUAGAGCUCCUCCUGAUUAUCUGCUAGAAUUUGGAACUGUUUGGAAUCCCCCGCGAUCGGUAGCGAACAGGAAGACACGUAUUGCCAUCAAAACUGGACCGAGAAGUCCCAGGAGUCUGCCCCCCCAUUUCUUUUUCUACUACGCUAGUCAUUAUACUCAACGUACAGCGAUCGAAUGUGUUCUUCCCUAAAAUUCUGUUGUUCCACUAUAGGUUCCUUUCUGUUUUGUUGUGCGUUAGAGAGCAAUACUCUAUUUUGUUUUUGUAACUUCAUUUGAGCAAUAUUAGCGAUUAGUGAGACACGCCAACGGGGCCGCAAAUCGGGAUAGUAGAGACACCCCAACGGCUGCGCGAUAUCUUCACCCGUGGUUGAAGAGUAGAAUUUUAGUAAAAAGCAAACCAACAAGACGAUGUUCAUUGCUCGACAUGGUCGCUUUCGUCCGCUCGCCUAUAUUGUCGGUCAAGUAUAAGAAGAUAAGAAACCUGCGCACACACAACGUGCCCGGGACACGACGGAUUGCAAACACACACCUGUUGUGAAAUGCCAUAUUACUUUGAUUUAGGUACACGAUUGUUUUCUUUUUAAUCAAAGAUAUAUACAUACGCUUCGAAAACAUUUUCGCACUCUCCAGCUUCGAGAAUUGUGUAGUAUCCCCUAAUAAAACAGAAUAAAUGAAUAAAUAUAAUGAUCGUAUCGUAGCGUGUUUCGGUGGAACGAAGAAACAUGCGGAACACAAGGCUAGAAACGGAAAGGCCUCCGCAAAACGGAAGCCACCGGCGGCGGUAAGAUGACGGAUAGGUUAUUUAUAUAGAUAUAUAUGUAUGCAGAGAUAUGUGUACCAAACAUAAAAACCUACAAUAUGUGGACACAUAACUCCCGAGUCCUUUCGGAAGCCAGCUUCAGACGAUGGUCCGCGAGUAACUGUAAGAGCUUCUGCCCUGUUUUGCUGCCAAUUUUGUUGCCCUUUUACUGUAGACUGCCCUAAACGAAGUGUUAGUGUUUAGUGAACUUCCGUUCGUUUUUCUGUGCGAGUAUACACGAAGUUAGGCUAACCGUUGUAAAAAGCGCAUGCCACCGAGCGAGGUGGAAGACGACAGUUUUACUAGUUUGGUAGUUCAGUUUUCAAAACCCGGAGAACGCGAGGCGAAUUACUAUUUGCUGGGUGCACCAAGCCAAGCCUUUUACUCUAGCCAACUGCUCUUUGCUGCUACUUUGGAAUCCGCGCCAAUUUCGUUUCGUUUUGUGUACCGGCGACUACUGAUAAGAAGGAAGAAGUGCGAACAUUCUGGCGUCAUUACCGAAACCAACUUUUUCCCUCGUCUUCAUUAAAUAACUCUCCAGCUCGUUGAUAAGCUCCUGGGAAGCAAUAGCAAAAGUAAACACUAUACAGAAUGUCCGAAAUAAGCGACACUCACAAUAUGUAAUCACUAAAAGCAAAACAGUAAAUCGCACAAAGGCGAGAAGAUGACCCUAUUUGACCCUGAAGGAACCAUGCAGCAAAUGCAGAUGGAACAUGCAUAGUAAUAGUUAAACGAAACGAAAAGAAACGAAUCCUCCCAACAGUAACUGCCCGGGAUCGUCGGAAGUGCUGCAGCAAAACAGUAGCGAGCAGCUGGAGCAACCAAUUCGCAGCAAGAUGUUCAAUUUUAGGUGCAAAUUUAUAAAUAAAUGAAUACAGCUAAAAAUGGGGUCCCAGAAAGUGGCAAUAGGAGAGCGAAACUGAAAACAGUGAACGGUGUGAAGAGCGACCAAAUGUUAGAGAACUGGCGCACAAUUCUUUCUAAACGUGCUGGUGCAACCUUGACCCAAGAUGCACACGCAGACGGGGGUCAAACACAGAAAGUGCAAAUAAAACGGCAAGAAACACACACAUACACUUAUUGGGCAAAUAAAACUGCUUCAA